Protopolystoma xenopodis is the source of this 432-nucleotide messenger RNA. NCBI's taxonomy places the organism in Eukaryota, Metazoa, Platyhelminthes, Monogenea, Polystomatidea, Polystomatidae. The record is from the annotation of a GenBank genome assembly.
UGGUCGCUCUUCCACGCCUUCGCUGUGCAGUCUCAGGCCGGAAACCUUGCCCUCCGACGUAGUCUGCUUCAUUUGACACGAAUCGGAUUGAUUUCCCGGCUCCAGGCGCACAGAGGCCAGUGCUUGUCGCUUAUACGUCAAUUUAUGACACCAGUAAAGCUCAUACUACCGGCCAGAUCAACCUCUGCAAUGGCCUAUCUUCCAUCAUCACAUUUACGAAAAGGACAUAAAGAAAACGAUUCAAAUGGAAGUUGCCACAGCUCCACUCGUCGGUAUUCUCGGUCCCUCGCAAUCAAUUUCCCAUCGCCUCUAAAUCAACCCUCAAUUCGGCCCACUGGCACAGCUGAGCACUGUGACGCGAAGAGACGAUUGUCGCCAAGACUCAUGUGCUUCUACCAUUUACUAAAACAACUUCCCUCUAUGGAUGUCUGA